CAAUCCGAUCAACCCAGUCCGUGAAGAGCCUGCUCUACUCUAUACAGUUGGAAAUGGAAACCCGGGAAAAUGAAAAGGAAAUGGAAACUCGGGGGAAAAAAAAUCGGUAAAUGGAAACAAACGACCCGAAGUUCAUUUCAAAAAAUUGCAUGCUCGAAACCAUUCGUUUCAUUAGCAGCGAGGGAGAAAGGGGGUUCGCGCCUUUCUCCAAGCAAUGGAAUUUGCAGCGGAAGACGAUGACUGGAACUUGACUCCCGAAGAACUCGAUUCCCUCGAGAGAGACGCUGUCCAGAAGAUCGCUCAACUUCAAAAUUCUGCUUCUUCUUCUUCCUCUUCGUUCAAUGUCUUGGUUCCUUGCUCUGCUUCGAAUCAACACCCCCACCAGUCAUUUACUUCCAACACCCACCUUAAUUGUAGCAGCAAUGAGGCCAAAAUCAGCAACCCAAAAGCCCACGACCCUGCAUUUCAAUCUUCCCAACUGAAUCCUAAAUUGGGUUCACGUCCAUUCGGGGUGGACACUACAUCUCCAUUGGCGCGAGUAUUACCUUCAUCAGUCGCCUCAAAAGAACAUGUCGGUGAUGUAGGUGCAAAGGAACUACCCAAGGUUUCUGUCAAAUUUUUCCUUCACAGCAGCGGGAACGUUGCUGCAAAAUUUUCAUAUGAUCAGGUACUGGUAGAAGCUUUUCGAAAGAUCCCCAAAGCCACUUGGAAUGCAAAAGAAAGAUUAUGGAUGUUUCCAAUAUCUAGCAUGUCAGCGGCAGAAAAUGUUCUUCGUGAUGUAGUCAGUUUUAAAGUCGAGGUAGAGAGCUUGGAUAACUUGGUGCAGCGUGCUAUCUUCGCAGCUUCUCUGCUUCCUGAUUUGCGAGACAAAUAUAUCAGGUUACCUGUAGAUAUUGAAUCAAAGCUGUUGCCAUUUCAGCGGGAAGGUGUUAGGUUUAUUUUACAGCAUGGAGGUCGUGCUCUUUUAGCAGAUGAAAUGGGGCUAGGGAAGACUUUGCAGGCUAUUGCCGUGGCUGCAUGUAUCCGUGAAUCAUGGCCUGUUCUUAUACUCGCACCAUCUUCCUUACGCUUGCACUGGGCUGCUAUGAUCCAGCAAUGGCUACAAAUUCCUUCAUCAGAUAUACAUGUGGUUUUGUCCCAAAAUUGUGGGUCAAAUAAGGGUGGAUUCACUAUACUAUCCUCAAGCUCCAAAAGUACCCUACAUCUUGAUGGCCUUUUCAACAUCAUCUCCUAUGACGUGGUCCCGAAGUUACAGAAUAUUCUAAUGGUAUCGCAGUUUAAGGUUGUAAUUGCAGAUGAGUCCCACUUCAUGAAAAAUGCUCAAGCAAAGAGGACGGUUGCUUGUGUGCCCGUUAUACAGAAAGCUCAGUAUGCCAUUUUGCUCAGUGGAACUCCAGCAUUGUCUCGACCGAUUGAACUCCUCAAGCAGCUGGAAGCUUUAUAUCCAAAUGUAUAUAAAAAUGUUCAUGAGUAUGGCAACAGAUAUUGCAAGGGGGGAACUUUUGGAUUAUAUCAAGGUGCAAGUAACCAUGAAGAAUUACACAAUCUGAUGAAAGCAACACUGAUGAUCCGCAGGCUUAAAAAGGACGUUCUUUCUGAGCUUCCUCUGAAGCGUAGGCAACAGGUGUUUCUUGAUUUGGCUGAGAAGGACAUAAGGCAAAUUAGGGCUUUAUUUUGUGAGUUGGAGGUUAUUAAAGGGAAAGUCAAGGCCUGCAGAUCAAAAGAGGAGGUAGAAUCACUGAAGUUUCAACAAAAAAAUCUUAUUAGUAAGAUAUACACUGAUUCUGCUGAAGCCAAGAUUCCAGCAGUUCUUAAUUAUCUAGAGACUGUGGUUGAGGCAGGUUGCAAGUUUCUGGUUUUUGCUCAUCACCAGCCCAUGAUUGAUGCUAUACACCAGUUCUUUCAAAAAAAGAAAGUGAAUUGCAUUCGGAUCGAUGGCGGUACUCCCUCAGCAACCCGGCAAGCUCUGGUUUCAGACUUUCAGCAGAAAGAUUCUAUCAAGGCAGCUGUGUUAUCUAUUAGAGCUGGAGGUGUCGGGCUAACAUUAACCGCUGCAAGCACGGUUAUUUUUGCCGAGCUUUCUUGGACCCCAGGUGAUCUGAUUCAAGCUGAAGAUCGUGCCCAUAGAAUUGGACAGGUUUCUUCCGUUAACAUACAUUAUCUACUGGCGAACGAUACAGUCGACGACAUUAUAUGGGAUGUUGUUCAGAGCAAGUUAGAAAAUUUAGGACAGAUGCUGGAUGGGGAAGAGAAUACAUUGGAAGUGGCAGUGAAGCAGCAGCCAAGUACAAGUACAAGUAGCAGUCCAAAUUCAAAGCAAAAAACUCUAGACUCUUUCAUAAAGCGUUGCAACACUGUAAGUUCUGAUACCCAAUCCAAACUUAAACUUCCUAGGCACUAAAUCAUUCAACUAUUUACUGGAGAUUUAUAGAAAAAAUCAAUCUUUAGAUAUGUUUUUGCCCAGCUGAUUGUAUAAAGCCUAAAGUGACCAUUAAUUAUAUGUAUAGAUAUAAUUUGGAUGUUACUAUCUCCAUUGUGUUAAAAAUUAAGGGUGUUUGAAACCCCGAUCAACGAGUUGAUUCA
Momordica charantia (bitter melon) is the source of this 2583-nucleotide messenger RNA. It is a transcript of the gene CHR18, whose product is annotated as chromatin remodeling factor18. Gene Ontology annotation, biological process: DNA repair; replication fork processing. Gene Ontology annotation, cellular component: nuclear replication fork. Gene Ontology annotation, molecular function: ATP binding; DNA endonuclease activity. The record is from RefSeq and is a predicted model, not a curated record. Lineage: Eukaryota; Viridiplantae; Streptophyta; Magnoliopsida; Cucurbitales; Cucurbitaceae.